AUGGGAGUCUGGUUUGCUUUGCGGCAGGCAGGGGACAGGGGACAGAUGACAGGGGGACAGGUGACAGGGGGACAGGUGACAGGGGGGACAGGUGACAGGGGGACAGGUGACACAGGGGACAGAUGACAGAAGGGGACAGAUGACAGAAGGGGACAGGUGACAGGGGACAGGUGACACAGGGGACAGGUGACACAGGGGACAGAUGACAGAAGGGGACAGAUGACAGAAGGGGACAGGUGACAGACGUUUCACCGUUAACCUUCUCCAGUAUGGUUCUCUUGUGCAUCGUGUGACUUCCUUCCAAAUUCUGUAUCCUGACUCGAUGAUAGAAGUCUCUUUCUCCCCAACCCUACAGGUAAAGAAGCGCCAGCAGGCUGUGGUGGGGUUCUUGGAGGCCAACCGGAUCUCCUUUCAGGAGGUGGACAUCACCAAUGUGGAGGACAGAAGGCUGUGGAUGUACCAACACAUCCCCCCGGAGAAACACCCAGACAAGGGCAACCCGCUGCCCCCACAGAUCUUCAACGGAGACUGCUACUGUGGGGUAAGAUAGAAGGAUGGAUGGAUGGAUGGAUGUAUUUCUGUCCGACUCCCCGCGACCGCAAGAACUGGUCCCAUUCUACUUGUAUGUGUACAAAGUAGAAUGAAGACAGUUUCAAAAAAUAAUCUGCGGUACAACAAAAACAUUUUCAUCCCGAAGUUGUCUGAUCUGACAGCCCGCUCCCAACCGCAGCAUGAAAAAUGCUGACCAUGCUAUGAUCUCUGUCGGUCCCGAGGGAUGCCCGCGGGACUUUGUAGCCUUUAUUAGCUAAUCUAAUGUUAGCAUUUAGCAUAUAGCCUUUGUUAGUUGGUCUAA
Molecule: messenger RNA, 853 nt
Organism: Coregonus sp. 'balchen'
Lineage: Eukaryota; Metazoa; Chordata; Actinopteri; Salmoniformes; Salmonidae
Source: the annotation of a GenBank genome assembly